GAGAAGGAAACGUCAGAUUUGUUAUCGUUUGGCCGACCGCGUCUCACUGGGUUGAAAGUUCUUGUUAUUAGUUUGUCAGUGAGUUUUAACAUCUGAAGCCAUGGCUGAGAGAAAUGGGCAGCUGAAGUCCGUGGUGAUUCGCAGCUUCAGGCGGUUCAGCGAGCGAUGUUUUCCAGAGAAAGCUGCCAGAAGCUCGAUGUUAGAUAAGGAGCAAGAAGAGGCGUCGCACUUGGGAUAUUUGGACAGCUUUCCUGUCGACGUGCAAUUCCUGAUCAUGACCUUUCUCUCUCCUGUGGAUAUCUGCAACCUGGGAGCCACUUGUCGAUACUGGAGGGCCAUGGUGAGAGAUCCGUUACUGUGGAAAUUCUUCCUGUUGCGGGACAUGCCACAUUGGUCAUCCAUCGAUCAUCUGACAAUGCCAGAUCUGGAGUUGCUGGAUGCACCGCUAGUCAGUGAGCGUGAAAGUUUGGAUGACAGAAAAGAAGAGGAAGAGAAAAAUAGGGAACUGAAAUGUGACUACAUGUCCGAAUACCUGAAAGGUUGUCCAUCCUGCAGACAGCAGUGGUUGCCCUCCCGACCAGCAUAUGAACUUCUGACCUCAUUCCUUCAGUAUCUGGUGCCCUCAUCCGAACCUCGCUAUGCAAUGUUUGGGCCUGGCAUGGAGCAGCUAGAUGUCUCUUUGGUCACAAGACUGAUGCAUGCCCCCGAUCUGCUACCUGUGUCAGGUACUCCACACAGGCAGAUAAAUGGUAUUGGCUCUGGGAUCAGCUACUUGUUCAACAACCAACACAAAUUUAACAUCCUAACGCUAUAUUCCACAAACAAAGCCGAGAGAGAAAAAGCACGACUGCAGCAGCAGAGCAUCAGCAAUAAGCUCUUUAUCUUUGAAGGAACUGAUGACGCGGGUUAUCCAGUGUAUACUCCUGCUCCUCAGGUGCAGAAGGUGUGCCAGGAGGUGGAUGGCUUCAUUUAUGUUGCCAAUGCAGAACCUGGAAAAGGUGAUGGGGCGUCUGAGGCCGCCCAGAUUAGAGCUGUGCUGAAUUUUGUUGGGGAUUCCACAGCCAAGCCACUACUGGUGCUCUCCUGCGUCUCACGGGAACCAGAGGAAGCGAGUGAAGGAGCCAAAUGUCGGACACCCUGCGUUUAUGUGGCAAAGAGACUUGGCCUUCCUCAGCUAUCUAAUCGCUGGAUGGUGCAGGAUACAGUGGCAGAAUCAUUAACAGGGGUUUUAGAUGGGAUUGCCUGGCUGCUGAAGUCUUCUGGCGUCAAAAUUUAGGGAUGAUAUAUUGGUGUGCCCCAAUACCAUCAAAGAGAAUUUGACCACACUGCCACCUAAUUUUGAUGUCAGUAUCCACCACUUUAUUAUUUUCACCUUGUAAGCUUAGCUGUCUGAUCUGCCAAAAUCUUACUUGAGGGAAGUAAGUGGAGUUAAAUUAAAAGGUUGAGCAGCAAAGAGGAAAACUGGGACUCAUGUGAAUGAGCUAGUAGAGAUAUCUUUUUUUAAGUGGUGCAAGUGAAGGAAUUCCAAUUGGGCUGUAGAGCGUAGAAACCGAACAAACUGAAUUAUUUAACACUAACUGCAAGAAAACAAAAUGCUGAAGCUGCAUUGAGAUUCUUUCACUUCUUUGCAAAUCAGGGAAUGUAUACCUGCUGUAAAAACAUAACGUUUCACCUUGAAGAAAAUUUGGUGACACUUUUUUUACUUGUUUGGUUAUUUUAUAUUUCCAUAUGAUCACCAAUGUUGUAUCAUUUCUUGACCCCUGGAUUUCAUAAUUAUGAAUGUUUACUAGAAACUGUCCUGUGAAAGUGUCUUCAUAAAAAUGUUAGGAAAAAAUUAAGUCUUCAAAUAAAAUGUUUACACAUAGGUAAAUCUAUGAAAUCUAUUAUAUGAAUGUAAAUCUAUUAAAUUUACAUAGGUAAAUCUAAGAAAUCUAUUAAAAAACAAAUAAAAAGUUAGAACUUUUGAUGAGCAUUGGAUAUUUGAAACAUUUUGUAAGAUGCUUUUGUUGAAUACACAUGUUUUUAUUUCUUAAGAGCAGGAAAAAAUUACCCUUUUUAUUCAGUUCAUACUCUUGUCGAUUUAUUUAAUAUGCAGUGACUUUUAAAAAUUACCUUUGCCCCAUUCACAUCCCUAGACCUUCUGUUUGACUAUUAUACGUGUUACACCGCUCCCCACUGCAGAUUAUAUCAGUCAACAUCUGUAAAAUGUUUUGUCUAUUAUUGUGCAUAAAGUAUCAUGAAUUAUAUUUUAAUCUUUUAAUGCUCUGCAUUAAAAGAUGCAGAAUUUUCUUUAAAUUCUAAAUUCUGCACAUUUGCGUCACUCAGAUUGCCACCGCCUGCCCCUUAAUGUGUUUAAAGUUGUGUGUUUGAAUAGAAAAUGGCAACCUAACCUGGUUCACCUCCAUUUUCUGCAUCCAUAAUGGCAUAGUUCAGACGCUUUAAUGGCAACAAUAGGAUCAAUUCACCAGCAUGUUAGGUAUGACAAGAUAAUAUGCUUCACUGACUCUCUUUUAUUCUGGUCCCCUUAGUAACAUUAAAUUGUCAGCAAAUGUUCUUUCUUCUAACCAACCCUUCCAUCAAAAGGUUCCUCUGUCUCAGAAGUCAUUUUUAUACACGUGUAGGUUUAGAACAAGAUCAUGAUUGCUUCCAUUUGGGUCGAUUAGGCAAACUUUAACGGUAUUGAAGCGGAGAUUGUUUUGUUUUUUUUUGUUUUAGUUUUUUCGUGCAAUCUUUAAUUUUCAGGAAAUAAUGGUGAAUUCAGCCUGCUAACUGUGGGCAUCUGUAUGCAAUUAGUGUGCUUCUAGGAGAGACAGGCAUACGCUUUCUACCUUCUGUUCUGUGUAAACAGGAUGUUUUGUCUUUGGUCCUCACUCUGCAGUUUUUUACCUUCUGUCUCGUCUUGUCUGCCUGUAUAUGUGUUUGUGUAUAAGAGAGAGUUCAUAGUUUAUACGGGCUGGACGAUCAGCUUGGAUGACAUUUAGAUAGUCAUUCAUAACGGUCAACCUGUUUGCAGGCCAAGUAGGGACUAACACUAAUAGUUGCUGUUUGGAUAAAUAUAUGAUUUUGUAAUGUUUGUUCAGUCAUCUGAACAAAUAAAAGAAAUUCUUAGGUUAACCUGAGGUUGAUUUUGAACUACUUUUAAAUAAAUAAAUACGAAACAGAGUUAUGGUGGGUUAACUCUGUUUAGUAUUGCAGCUUCUUAUCUAGAUAUUUUUAAAGUCUUUCUACUAAAGUCUGUGAACCAUGAGCAAUUCUCAACCAGUGAGAUGUAGGUUUGGUGGGGGAGGGGCUCAGUCAUGUUUCGGACUGUUGAAUGAGUACCAGACCUUCAGCUGCAUCUUGUCUUCUUAAGUCACUGGGGCCCUCUAAAAUUAGAGGAAGGGAAGAAGAUACCCUGACUGACUGAUUUAAAACAGGCCACAGAUUAGUGAGAUGACACUUUAUAGAAAUAUGUUAGGGAGUAAGGAAUGUAAGAAUAUAAAGUUUUGCAAGUACUGACUGAAAAAGUACGACAAAGUGCUAAAUGUGCAGUCCAAAUGCACAGUGCAGUCAGACAUUUACAUGGAUGUAAUCAAAUUUGGACUUUUAUUCAUGCAUUUGAGCUGUUGUUUUUCCAGGGUGGACUGAUCACACAACUUAAAAAUUCAGAAAGUUUUAACAAUGAGUACCACGUGCAUAGGUUGGAAUUUAUUCUGAAUUCGCACAGUGUUAGAAUUAUACACACAGGCUGAAUUAUACACAUGCUCUCUAACUAAUGUUUGGAUAAAUGUUCCUCAGCAAGUUGUAAAGAAACUACAAGCUUUUUCUAGCCAUCCAUAUGAGCCUAUAAUGUUUUUAUUUUAAUAUUUGACCUUUUUUGAAUCAGAAAUGACAGAGCUCAUUUAAAUUGUUUGUUAUUCAGCAUAGCCAGGAUGGAGCUAAAUUUUAGGUAUAGUCUACACGUUUUCCACUGAGGUCGAAAAGCUGAGGAAUAUUAACGUCUCAGACCAAAUGUUGUUGACUUUGUGAACCAACUGGUUCACAGAGUUCAAUCAGGAUUUCAUACCAUGAUUUCUUGUAUAUUUUUAAUUUGGUUCUUUCCAGUUUAAUUGUAUGUUUGUGGAACAAACUUCCACAAACUUCCAAUUAAACUGUGAGUGAUGCUGUGCCUCGUAAAGGCUUUUAAAAAAGAAAAAAAAAGUUGUAUUUAGUUAUGUUCAAGUGAAGCAGAAAAUUGCAGCUGUAAAAUAGCCAACUUGUCCAUACUUACAAUAAGAGCAAUGAUUAAACAGUAAGUGUAACAAAGAGGCUCCGUGACAACCCAUAUUUUUCUUCCCGUAGUAAGGAUAGCAAGUGACGUAAAUACAAAGUCAUCAAGUCUCCAUAGUAACCUUCAGAUGCUUUGUGCUUUUGUAAAAUUUGACAGAAAACACUCCAAGUGCAAGAUGGAUCAAUUCGUGGAAAAGGACCUUCUGUUAUGUUUUGGGACUGUUUCUACUCCAGAACCCCUGGGAACUUCAUUACAGACCACAGCCAAUAUGAACCUCUUAAAUUAGUCUGAGAUUUUAAAUAAAAAUGUGAUGAUCGGGCGUGCUGUGGUGGCGUAGGGGAUAGCGCGACCCACGUUUGGAGGCUUUGAGUCCUCGACGCAGCCGUCGCGUGUUCGAUUCCCGGAUCCUGCAACAUUUACCGCAUGUCUUCCCCCUUCUCCCUUUCCUGUCAGCCUACUGUCAUAUAAGGGACACUAGAGCCCACAAACGACCCCCUGGAGGGGAGGGGAAAAAAAUGUGAUGAUCUAUACUGGAGAACUGAAAGGGAGUCAUAAACAAGAUCAUGAACUAAAACAUAUGGCCAAAUCAACACAGAACACCAUAGACAAACUGUAACUUUUUCAUGCUCAUCUCAGUCCCUAUUCUGUAUACUCUGACAUUAGAUAAGUAAUUAAAAACUAUUAGGGAGGGAAUAAACGUAUCCAAGCACUGUUAAGGUGAAAAUCACCAGGUUUAUUACUAUCAGCUAAGACCUACAGAUUCUUAAACGUCUAUUUUAUACCCGAGCUCAGAAAAAAUAAAAAAAUAAAAAUGGAAACAGACUGACUCCCUUCACACGUGCAGAAAACAUCUCCAGGACCAUAAUCUUCAAUGUCUUAUGUCUGACAAGUACGGCCAAAUAUUUCACCAGAUUGUUGCUGUGAAAUUUCAUGAGCAUUAAAAUAAAACAUAACAUGACAUUACAUUUAGAUUAAUAAAGUCACAAGAUAUUCGCCUGUAGUAAAAUGUCCCCACCACAGUACUAAAAUAAGAAGUUUUAAUUGUUUACAAAUAAAUUAGAAAGUCUAGCAAAUAAAAAUUUGACAUAAUACACGUGAAAAUUUUAGAAAUAUAAAUCCAAUAUUUCUGCUGGAUUAGUUUUAAUAUGAUGACAAUAUUACAGUCAGUGGUAAUAAAGCUCCAUUGUUGCUUUUAUUGUGCAAACAUAUCACAGAAGCACAAAACAUGUGCUAUGAGUGAACAUACAAGUCCAGAAUUAAGAAAGAAGUGAUUGUUAUUAAUCUGAUGGACUUGGCUGUAAGCAGAUCACAGUCUUCUACAACUUCUGUUUUUCACACCUCCGCCUUCUCUGUUCUUCACUUUUUCUCUGCUAAGCUCUUCUUUUCAUUAGACUUAAGUCCCUGAUUUGUAUUCCAAGAUAACAGUCAAGAUUAAAGUAGGCUUAGAGGAAAAAAACAGCAUCAUUUGCAUGAUGCUUUCACCGAUUAAGCUAAGCGUCCCUCUUAAUUGUGUUGUUUUGCACAUGGUGGGGCUCUCAUGGUGAUACUCUGUAGAUCCCAUUCAUACCAAGAAAUCUUACCAAUUUGCUUCAAUUUCCUGCCCACUUCACCUUGUCUAGUUUACAACCCUACCUUUGGCAUACAUAUGACAGGAUAGGUAAUGGUAUAAUACUGGAUUAUGGUUCAGAAAAUUUAUUUGUGAAUGAUUUUAAGUCUAUCAGCAGCUAAAGAACAACGUGAAGCACACUUCCCUCCUGAUUUUCUCAGUUGUUUCUUUAUCUGUGUGCAAUAGAGACUACCACCUCCCUUUUCUAAUCAAAUAGGCAGCGAGGGCUUGACACAGAUGUAAAUUGCCACACUUUGACAUGAAACUGCCCUAAAUGCAUUACAGGUGAUUUGAUGGGGUUGAGACAGAGGACACUCUUUUGUUAUGGGGGAAGAAGAAACAGACAGCCUAGCACAAAUUACAUUGCUGCAAAAAAAGCAUGCUUUGGCAGAAAACCAAUAAUGAAAAUAUGGUUGUGACUUGUAAAGCCUGAAGCAUCUUGCUUAUGUAGCUUGGAGUCUCUAAACCAAAUCGCAUUCAAAAACAUGAUCCAAAACAUUUUAUUUGGUUAUCGGUCCUCAUAAGGAGGUAACAAGAACCAAACAAAUACAUCUUAGCAAAACAUAUAAAAAACACUCCAUUUGUAAUCUGCAUUUAAUUAAGGCAUAUAUUCAGACUGGGAUUCAGUCUUGUAACAAAUUAUGCUAUCUUCAGGAAACUACGAGGACCCCCCAAAGCUUUUAGAGAAAGCCUUGAGGGUCAUCAAGGUUUAUUUUGGUAAAUGUGAGACAGGUCUUUGUGUUCUUUUUGGUCACCUUAAUCAAGACGAGUGUAGCCUGCAGUGCCUUAGAGGUUGUUCUGGGUUUUUAUGACCUGCUGGAUGAGUUCUGAAUGAGCUUUUAGAUUAAUUUUUGUAGGACAACACGUUCUGUGGAUUCCCAACUGUUCCAUGUUUUUUUUUUCCACAGCUCUCACUGUAGUUCACUGGAGCUCUGUAGCUUUAAAAAUGGCUUUGAAAUAUGUUUUAGCCUGAUAGAUAUAAAUGAUUUUGCUUCCCAUCUGUUGUUUAAUUUCUUUAGAUUGGUGGACGAUAUUGCUUUUCGAAAUCUUUAAGCCUACAUCAUAUUCUCAAACAGUUUCUCUUACUUUUUUGAUCAUGUAAAUUACAUUUUUACUCUGAGCAAUAUUGUUUUAGG
Molecule: messenger RNA, 6991 nt
Organism: Xiphophorus maculatus (southern platyfish)
Lineage: Eukaryota; Metazoa; Chordata; Actinopteri; Cyprinodontiformes; Poeciliidae
Gene: fbxo4
Product: F-box protein 4
Exons: 7
Coding region: 101-1276 (391 amino acids)
Biological process (GO): protein polyubiquitination; SCF-dependent proteasomal ubiquitin-dependent protein catabolic process
Cellular component (GO): SCF ubiquitin ligase complex
Molecular function (GO): protein binding
Source: RefSeq, a predicted model, not a curated record